CCUAGGAAACCCCCCAUCCUUUUUUUUGGUUAUUAUUGUUGAAUUUGUCUUUGCCACGAAAACAAUUAAUUUCAAGUCUUGAAUAGGAAAAUAUGCAUUUCGACAACUUAUUUCGCUUGUUCUUUGGACCUUCGGAUUUUAAUGGAAGGCAAUAUAAAGAUAGUGGUGAACCAAAUGAAAACCACCCAAGUAAUAAUCCAUUUGGUGAUUCGUCUCAAUGGAAUAGUGAAUUUGAACAGCUUGAUCAAAUGAUGAUGAAACUUCUUCAAGAGAGCUUCCUAAUAUUUCGUGACCCUCCUAUAUAUCAAGAAGAAAUUAUGAUGCCUAAAGAUCCAGCAACAGGUUCUCUAAGAGAUCAAAUGCUAAAACCAGGUUUUAUUGACAAGUUACAAAAAAGUGGUUGGGAAUCAGAGAGAAGUGCAAAAACUGAUGUGGAUUUAGAUGAAAUUAUGAAGAAUGAUGGAAGUCUAAAUUCACUGGUGCCUAAAGCUAGAGAUAAUGGAAUGCACUACUCAUCCAGGUCUUCAAUGAAAUACUUUCACAGUUCUAAUGGGGCAACUGAAUCGCGGUCAACAGCGAACGAUAGAGAGGGCUGUCUCAGAGAAUUAAUCACAAGAGAAUUUAAUGGUAAAAAAUAUGUCAUGGAGAAAAGACAGUGCCCUGGAGCUCCCCCUCAAACAACCGAAACUCUAGUUAAUCUUACUAGGGAAGAAUUACCAGAAUUUUUCAAAAAUUGGAAGAUUGAUGACUCACCUGGAAACAAAGACACAUUCUGAUAUUUUAACUUGUUUUGGAGAUGGGUAAUUUAUCAGUUUAAUUGUAUAUUUGUGGAAUAAUUGUAAUCAUUUAAAAUUAAAUAAACAUACAAUAGACAUACAUGAGAAAAAUUACAGGUUUAAUGUGUCAAUUUAUAGGUGGCGACCAGACCAAUGCCUAGUCCUGUUAAAAAGAAGUACUUCCACUUGUUUGACGCAGAUGUGUCUUCACCAAAUUCACUGCAGAUUUUUAUCUGUGUAAAGAAAUAGUUAUAAAUCUUCUAAUGAUAAAUGCAAAAUAAACAAAUAAAUUACCCA
Daphnia pulicaria is the source of this 1073-nucleotide messenger RNA. RefSeq lists its product as uncharacterized. The record is from RefSeq and is a predicted model, not a curated record. The transcript has 3 exons. NCBI's taxonomy places the organism in Eukaryota, Metazoa, Arthropoda, Branchiopoda, Diplostraca, Daphniidae. Bases 93 to 776 code for a protein of 227 amino acids.